UCAAACAAGUCAACGUGUGUCUCCGCAGAACGUUUGAAAACUUUGUUAUCAUCAGUUCGCUAAAGAAAUGACAGGAGCGCAGCGCAUGUCCUCGACUGCUGCUAAUCUCAAGGUUAAAUGGUUGUCAUGCCCAACAGUGUCUCCCUGAGUCCAAAGUAAUCUGCACAAUGAGGCCAUCUCUGCUGCUGGCUGCCUUCCUACUGGUGUUAGCUAAGGCUUCCAAAGUGACCGCCUUUUUGGAGGAGACACAGACUUCUGCGAUCCAUCCAGUUGGAGGUGCCCAGAUCCGGAUCAUGUCAGCCCAGUUUGAGUGUUACUUGAAGAUUCUGAACGACCCACCCCACAAAGGACAUGGACCAUAUUGUAACCGGACAUGGGAUGGCUGGCUGUGCUGGGACGAUUCCCCUGCUGGGACCACUGUCAUGCAGUUAUGCCCCGAUUAUUACAAAGACUUUGAUCCCUCUGAAAAAGUAACAAAAGUCUGCAAUGAGGAUGGACAGUGGUUUCAACAUCCAGAGAGCAACCGCACGUGGACCAAUUACACCCUGUGCACAGCCUACACAGGCCGGAAACUCAAGACAGCGGUGUUCAUGUUCUACUUAGCAAUUCUGGGUCAAGUGCUCUCUCUGAUCUCUUUAAUAAUCUCCUUAUGCAUCUUCUUCUACUUCAGGAAUCUGAGCUGCCAGCGCAUCUCACUUCAUAAGAAUCUGUUCCUGUCUUUCAUCCUGUACUCCAUCGUCACUAUCAUAUGGCUCUCAGUUGUGGUGUACAACCAGGACCAAGUGUCUAUGAAUCCGGUGGGCUGCAGAGUUUUGAGCUUCUUAGUCUCGUACACUAUGGUCUGCAACUACUUUUGGAUGCUUUGUGAAGGCAUUUAUCUUCAUACGCUGAUCAUUGUGGCUGUCUUUGUGGAGAAACAGAAGCUUUGCUGGUACUACAUGUUGGGAUGGGGGUUCCCACUGAUUCCAGCGACGAUGUAUGCUGUGGCAAGAUUGCUCUUCUUCAAUGACAACUGCUGGAUCAGUUCAGCUACAAAUCUGGUGUACAUCAUUCACGGACCUAUCCACGCGGCACUGGUGGUGAAUUUGAUUUUCCUGCUGAAUAUCAUGCGGGUCCUUAUAACCAAGAUGAAGCUGACCCAUCGGGCAGAGUCUUACACCUACAUGAAACUUGUGCGCGCCACCCUCAUCCUCAUACCCUUGUUGGGCAUUCAGUUUUUGCUGGUUCCUUGGACACCCAAAGGCCGGUUGGUGGCAGAAAUCCAUGAAUUCAUCACAAGCAUAUUUUUACACUACCAGGGUCUUUUGGUGGCCACAAUAUUCUGCUUCUGUAAUGGCGAGGUUGUGGCAGUGAUCAAGCGCGUGUGGAUGCAGUACAAGUUUCAAUGUGGCGGCAGGCUUGGGGUCAGUGAGCUGCACUCUAAUUGCAACACCAGCUCCACCGUGGAAGACAUAAGGACAGGACUGACAAAUGGGAAAAGCAGCGAAGUGUGCAGUGCAGGAGGGGUGGACGACUCGGCCAAACCAGCCAACAUGAUCACCCGCGUUUAACAGAUCAAUGUGUUUGAAUGCAUGCCCACUGUGAACGUGCUCUACUUGACCCCAUGAGGGUGUUUUGGGAGAGGUUUUUUUUUUCCAAUUGUGAUUUAACUGGAAGAUUCCAACAGGCCAAUAGAAAGGAUAGGAGCAAAGGAAUUAAAAGGAAUUCAGAAAAUCACAAAAGAAUUGGAAGUCUGGCAUGCUUAAAGUGCCAUCCCUGUCUUAAUGCUGUUUUACCAAGCGUACCAAUGGAGUGGCUGCAUUAAACCAAUAAAAGGUGGACCAGUUAAAGACAUUGCUACGGAAAUGUAACACUCACAUGGCGUUCCAGGUGACAACGAAUCACUCAGGAUUUGUUUUUUUUAUUUUAUAUAGUGCCUUUCAUCACAUCACAUUCUUUAAUCAUAUAUAGUACUUAUCAUCACAAAGCAUAUUAUAAAGAGCAAUUUUUUUGUUGUAGAGGACAAAGUGUGUACCAUUACAUGUACCAUUAGGGGGCGCUAUAAUAGAAAACAAUGGCAUCAAUGUCACAAACUAAUACAGAAGGUAUGGAUUAUGGGUAACCUAAGUAAACUGAACUUUCAAAUUAGCAGCACAAUAGGCGUCUACAGGAAAGGUGUCUGGAGGCACAGUUCACUAUUUAUUUAUUUUUUUUGGAGAAAGUAAACAGCACAAAAUGCCUAGAAACAAAUGGAGAAAGAGUUUUUGGAAAGGUGUACGAGGUGUGGCAGAAAAGUAAUGAGACUGAUUUUUUAUUUAGCAAAGUUUUUAUUUUUUUCAAACAUCA
Polypterus senegalus (gray bichir) is the source of this 2325-nucleotide messenger RNA. Its product is annotated as calcitonin gene-related peptide type 1 receptor-like. Gene Ontology annotation, molecular function: calcitonin receptor activity; calcitonin gene-related peptide receptor activity; adrenomedullin receptor activity. The transcript has 13 exons. Gene Ontology annotation, biological process: angiogenesis; cell surface receptor signaling pathway; adenylate cyclase-activating G protein-coupled receptor signaling pathway. The record is from RefSeq and is a predicted model, not a curated record. Bases 168 to 1550 code for a protein of 460 amino acids. NCBI's taxonomy places the organism in Eukaryota, Metazoa, Chordata, Cladistia, Polypteriformes, Polypteridae. Gene Ontology annotation, cellular component: plasma membrane.